ACUGAAACACUACACUCGGCCAUUUCCAGAAGCCACUCUCUUCUCAAUUUCUCAUUGCUCUCAGAAAUUAUGGAACAAGCCAGUACUGAAAUUCAAGCCCCAAAUCCAAACCCUAGUCGAACCCUAAACGAUAUUCCCGACGAAAUCCUGGUCCAAAUCCUCUCCUUGAUUCCGACCUUAGAGGCCAUCCACAACUCUCUCGUCUCCCGCCAAUGGCGAUCCCUCUGGUCCCGUCUCCCCUUCCUCGACUUCUCCUACCACCUCUUCCCGGUCAACGACGCCGAACCUCUCCCCGUCACGAGCCACCGCUUCGCCGAGUUCGUCGACCGCGCUCUCAUCCUCCGCCCCAAUUCUCCGAUCAAAACCUUCCGCCUCUCUUUCAUUUUCUACCACUACUACACCUCCCACGUCGACUCCUGGGUGCGCUCCGCCGUCACGCGCUUCCGGGCGCGUGAGCUCGACCUCGACUUCUUCAUCGACAAAGAGUACCAUCUCCGGAGCGAGGAAGAUCGAGCGCCGCGUGACAAGUAUGAUUUCCCUUUCUCUGUGCUGAGAAACGGGUGCGUUGAGAGUCUGAGGCUCACGUACGUUGAUCUCGCGUUGCCGGCGAGCAUGGCCACCGUGGGGAUGAGCUCGGUGAGGUCGAUGUUUCUUGAGGACGUGGAUUUGACGGACCAGAUGUGGGAGCGUUUGAUUUUGGGGUGCCCCAAUCUUGAGGAUUUGGAGCUUCAAAAUGGAGGGAUGGAUCAGAAUUUGAGGAUAUGUAGCACAAGCCUUAAGAAGCUAAAGUUUGGGUAUUUUUAUGACUGUUAUUACAAGAACACUGUUGAGAUUGAUUGCCCAAACCUUGUUUCGCUGAGUUUUGAUUGCAUUAGCUUUACUCAGUUUCGACUUAAGAAUGCAUCUUCCCUGGUCGAGUUUCAUCUUAAUAUGGUGCACCUAGAUAAGUACUAUGAUUCGUGGAGUAAGGCUGUGAAGCUGCUUGGAUCAGCGCCGAAUGUCAAGUGUGUUAAUGUGCAAAAUUGGUGGUUCAAGUUGCUGACAUCAAAGGAUUCUUUCCCAAAAACUUUUACGCUCCACAACCUCAGCCUCUUAGAGCUACGGACAGGGUAUACUCAAUAUGAUCUGGUUGGCAUGGCUGCAGUACUUGAACUUUGUCCCAAUCUUGAGACAAUGAUUCUUGAUUACCUUCACAAGAUAGAAGUUGAUGAGAGUUUACCAGAAGCGAUCUUAAAUAAACCAGUUAGAUUCAAUAUGCCAAGACUCAAGCAAGUUAAGAUGCUGAAAUUUUUUGGAUCGGAAGAUGAAAAUAAUUUUGUGACUUUGUUGAAAAAGCAAGGAGUUGUCUUACAAAAGAUUACACUUUUUCCUAUCAAAGUCGAGGGGAACUCAUCCCACCAAUAUCCUCCAAUAGUUCUAUGUGGAAACCCUCGAGAAUGUGAAGUAACAGGAUCUUCUCCUCCAUAAUAUAGUAAUAUAUACUCUGAGCUUUAGGUGGCUUAUUUAUAACUUCUUGUUCAAGUUAGGUGAUUAUUAUGGAUAUACAUUUCUACUCUGAUUGGAUCAUCUUUUAAAGUGUUAAAAUA
This is a messenger RNA of Rosa rugosa (rugosa rose), 1586 nucleotides long. Its product is annotated as F-box/LRR-repeat protein At3g26922-like. The record is from RefSeq and is a predicted model, not a curated record. The transcript has 3 exons. NCBI's taxonomy places the organism in Eukaryota, Viridiplantae, Streptophyta, Magnoliopsida, Rosales, Rosaceae. The coding region runs from base 70 to 1467 and encodes 465 amino acids. Gene Ontology annotation, molecular function: protein binding.